GUUGGUAUUGAACCCUACAUUUUUCAAAGUCAGCCCACAUUCUGUUAAGUAUUUCCUAUCAUACUGUCCUCAGGGAGACAUAUAAAGUGAUACGGACACAAAGGAAUAGGCUUAGUGGAUGCAACACAGUAAAUCUCUAGUAGAACUAGAAAAUAUAGAGAUGUCCAGAUGUUCUAGAAUUAGGAAUUGCGGUCUGUCAUGAUGCUGUUUAAUGCUGAAACUUUGAUGGGGGUUUCUGAGGGCUCAUUCACUGUGUUGCGUUGCACCCUCUGGAAGCUGUAGAGGACAGAGCUUUGCUAUCCUUAAUUGUGAAAUACAAUGGGCAUCCUUUAUGCUGUGUUAAAAUACUUGCUGGAAGCCAGACUUCAGUUUUCAAGUGUGCCUGUAAGUGUGGAAUAAUGUUUCCAACAUGUCUGUGCAGUCUCUGCUUUGUGAAAGAAUUGCUGUUGCCAAAGACUUGAUCAAGAGAGCGGAAGCCCUUUCCAAGUCUCAGAAAAGGAGUAUAGAAGGUGGGGCAAAACUAUGUGGCAAACUGAAAGCCGAGCUAAACUUCUUGCACAAGGUGGAGGCAGGGAAGGUGGCCAUCAAAGAAUCUCAUCUGCAGAGUACAAAUCUUACCCAUCUCCAAGCCAUUGUUCAGUCAGCAGAGAACCUGGAGGAUGUUGUCAGUGUCCUCCAUGUGUUUGCUUAUGAAGACAGGUUUGGAGACAAACAGACACUGGUGGUAGAUGUUGUUGCAAACGGAGGUCACACAUGGGUAAAGGCCAUCGGUCGGAAAGCUGAGGCCCUGCAUAACAUCUGGCUGGGGAGAGGACAGUAUGGAGACAAAAGUGUCAUUGAGCAGGCAGAGGACUUCCUGGAAGCAAGCCGUCAGCAGCCAGUGGAGUACAGCAAUCCCCACAUCAUCUUUGCAUUCUACAACAGCGUGUCCAGUCCUAUGGCAGAGAGACUCAAGGAGAUGGGAAUAUCUGUGCGAGGAGACAUUGUGGCUGUUAACUCACUGGCAGAACCAUCUACAGAAAACCAGCACCUUAGUGCUAGUGAAUCAGAUGACGACAUCCCUGAACUCCUGCAGGUAACCAAAGUAGACCGGGAUAAUCUAGUGGCCAGCAUUGCUUUUCCUACCCAGAUCAAAGUAAACGUGUGCAAUAGAGUUAACUUGGACAUCACUACCUUAAUAACUUACGUCUCUGCUCUGAGCUAUGGUGGCUGCUACUUCAUCUUCAAAGAAAAAGUGCUAACAGAGCAAGCAGCUCAAGAGAGGAGGGAGAGAGUCCUGCCUCAGCUGGAGGAGUUCAUGAAGGGGAAAGAGCUCUUUGCCUGUCAGUCUGCUGUCAGAGAUUUUCAGUCCAUCUUGGAAACGCUGGGAGGACCUGGGGAGAAAGAGCGAGCUGCAAUGCUUGUUAAAAGAAUUAAUGUGGUGCCAGAUCAGCCGUCUGACCGUGCCUUAGGACUAGUGUCUAGUUCAAAAAUCAACAGCCGUUCUCUAACCAUUUUUGGGACAGGAGACACAUUAAAAGCCAUCACCAUGACUGCAAAUAGUGGUUUUGUGAGAGCAGCGGCUAACCAGGGUGUCAAGUUCAGUGUUUUUGUCCAUCAGCCCCGAGCACUGACAGAAAGCAAAGAAUCUGUUGCCACACCUUUACCAAAGAGCUGCCCACCUGAUAAUGGACUGUAAGUCAUUAAAGGAGUUAGACACUGAAAUAUUGCAGGUGCUGCAGUGGAGGCAUUUGGAGAAAUGAGUUGUCGUAAUACAUUUUGGGUCUCCACCAGUGAAAACAGUAUCUGUAGGAGGGGAAGCGUUCCUUGAGGGAUUUUCAAUAUCUUUAUUCAAUUCUUGCUUUUUUGAUUCUGCUGACCAUUAAUUUAUUCACUAAAGUAAUAAGAUUUCAGUGAUAAUUGUUAACUGGCCUGCAGUAUAUUAAUUGUAUACA
Messenger RNA from Cuculus canorus (common cuckoo), 1934 nucleotides. It is a transcript of the gene C2H7orf25, whose product is annotated as chromosome 2 C7orf25 homolog. The record is from RefSeq and is a predicted model, not a curated record. NCBI's taxonomy places the organism in Eukaryota, Metazoa, Chordata, Aves, Cuculiformes, Cuculidae. The coding region runs from base 410 to 1678 and encodes 422 amino acids. The transcript is spliced from 2 exons.